Molecule: messenger RNA, 2890 nt
Organism: Dipodomys spectabilis (banner-tailed kangaroo rat)
Lineage: Eukaryota; Metazoa; Chordata; Mammalia; Rodentia; Heteromyidae
Gene: Rnf170
Product: ring finger protein 170
Exons: 8
Coding region: 228-1016 (262 amino acids)
Molecular function (GO): ubiquitin protein ligase activity
Source: RefSeq, a predicted model, not a curated record
GGUCUUCCUUUCGCGUCCUCGCGCUCUUACGGAAGCUCCGCAGUGCGCGUGCGCCAGCGCCCGCACUCCAAAUUGAAAAAGAGACAGCUUGUAGUUGCCCGGGAGGGGGUGGCAAGGCGGUCCCCGGAAAUAUCCUCUGUUCUGUCACCGGGAACUGGCGAGGUAGUUCCUCCGCGGUGGAGAGAGACUCUCCUGAUUAAUUGUGAUUUGGAAUAAAACUCUUUUCAAUGCAACCUGGAAUGGCCAAAUAUCAAGGUGAAGUUCAAAGUUUGAAACUGGAUGAUGAUUCAGUUAUAGAAGGAGUAAGUGACCAAGUGCUUGUGGCUGUGGUGGUCAGUUUCACUUUGAUUGCUACCCUGGUAUAUGCACUUUUCAGAAAUGUACAUCAGAACAUUCACCCAGAAAAUCAAGAGCUAGUAAGAGUGCUUCGAGAACAACUUCAAACAGAACAGGGUGUACCCACUACUGCUCGACAGCAGUUCUACACUGAAAUGUAUUGUCCAAUCUGCUUACAUCAAGCCUCUUUCCCUGUGGAAACGAACUGUGGACAUCUUUUCUGUGGUGCCUGUAUUACUGCAUAUUGGAGAUAUGGUUCAUGGCUUGGAGCAAUCAGUUGUCCAAUCUGUAGACAAACGGUAACUCUACUUCUAACAGUAUUUGGAGAAGAUGAUCAGUCUCAGGAUGUUGUAAGAUUACAUCAAGAUAUUAAUGAUUAUAACCGGAGAUUCUCAGGGCAGCCCAGAUCUAUUAUGGAAAGAAUCAUGGAUCUUCCUACGUUACUGAGACAUGCAUUCAGAGAAAUGUUUUCAGUUGGAGGUCUUUUCUGGAUGUUCCGCAUUAGAAUAAUACUUUGUUUAAUGGGAGCUUUUUUCUACCUUAUAUCACCUCUAGAUUUUGUACCUGAAGCCUUGUUUGGUAUUCUAGGCUUUCUAGAUGAUUUCUUUGUCAUUUUUUUGUUGCUUAUUUAUAUUUCUAUUAUGUAUCGAGAAGUAAUAACCCAAAGGCUAACCAGAUGAAAAAGUUUUAUAGAAUAACUGAAACAUGUAAAAUUAAGCAAAAGGAUUCACAGCAGUAGAAAUCAUCUAAAUAUUACCUUGCAAGCUUAAAAAUAUUAUAUAUGGACAUUUGGUUAUCAUUUGACAGAUGCUUAGCAAAAUAUAACUGGAAAUUUUACAUUUACAAGUUCUAAUGUUAAGAUCAGAACUAUAACAAUCUACAGUUGUAUCUCAAUUCCAAGAUGUCUGUAAAGUCUCUGGGAAAAAAGUGGAAUUGUAUAAGAAGGGAUACUUUGAUAUAUUCUUUUCCCCAAAUUUCUGAGAUUGAUAUAUUGUAUGAUAAUGUUAAUGUAAUUUAAUCCAUCCAAGUCAUCCUUAGCGUACCUAUACAAUAAUAUAUUGUUUUUCAACUCAUCUAAAUAUUUUGUUACAAUAAAAUACUGUACAAUUUGGGGAAAAGUCAGUGUUUCUUCUAGUACUUCUAGUUCUUUUGUGCAUUUGGAGCAGUUUUGCUUUUCUGUUCUGGUAUAAUUAUUUGUUAUCAGCUGAAACUGAAAGAAGAAACAUGAACACUAUAUUUGGCUUCAUAUUCUGGCUAAAUAACACUUCAGUGAACAGAAUUAACAUUUAUUUCCAAAAAACACUCUUGGUCUUCAGUUAUGAAAUCUAGCCAAGAAUUUGACCUUUCAUAGGAACAGAUUAAAAGUAACUUGUAAAGGGAAAUUGUUUUAGGAAUCUAGGUAAUGCUGCAAUCACGUAUCAGUUUAAUGCUUUUUUAAGGAAACAUCUUUAGCACCAAGACCCUUAGGAAAGUAUUAGGAACAGUAUUUAGAUUUGACAAAUUACUGGUGAACUCUAACAACAGACAUGGAAAUUUUUGGUUAGUUGUCUGUUGUCUGAAAACUUUUAUAACCCUGCCUUUGUGAAUCGCAGUUUUACAUUUUCAAAUUAAGAGAGAAAAACAUUUCAGCUCAGUCAUCAACUUGAAAAAGCUAAAAUGACUAAUUGCUUGUUACGCCAGACUGGAAAGAAUUUCCUAUCUAAAUUUAUUUUCUGUACAUGUUUUCUGCUCUCAGUGUCACAUUUCUGAUUACAGUAAUUUAUUCAAAUAUUUGUAACUGCUACUAAUACAUACUUGUAGAGGUGUAUUGUACAAAUUUUGUAAUAUACAGUAACACUACAUGAACUAGAGUCUUACUACACUGAAAAAGAUUCUGUAUUCAGAAUCUUAGACCUGCUUUAUAAGUCAUUCUCACUGGUCACUGAUGAUACAUGCAGAAGAGACCUGACAGUAUUAAGCAAGUAGAGUUAAUCAGUGUUUUAAACAUAAUAGUAAUACUCUGUGUUCAGAGUUAGAUCAUAUAAAUUCAAAGCAACAAUUUGGGCUCCUUUAAGAUAACAAUAUUAUCAUUUGCAAAUCAGAUGGUCCAAUCUCAGGAGCAGGGAAUAACUGGAGCAGCUCUGUGGGGAAUCAGAGGAAAACAACUGUUCUGACAACCCAAUGCACCAGAACCGAGAUUUCAGCUCCUACUUUUCUCAGCAUCUGAGAGAAACCAGGGCAAGAAGGACCUGUACUGAUCCCUGUGGCUAUGCAGAUAACUACCUCACAGAGUUGGAGCAGCGGUAGGGAACCUUUCUUCUGUCUAGGGCCAUAUUUGUAAAAUCAUUCUCAGACUGUACCACAUUACCAAUACAGGCAGACAGCCACCGGCAACUGUUAAGAAUGAUAUGUCUGUUAUAUUAAGCACUGAAUUAUUCAGAAGGCCUUAAAUGGCUCUCAGGCCAGAGGUUCCUCACCCCUGCACAGAGGAUUCAAGGCUUGGUUCAAAUGUGGUGAUUUAAGAGUUUGUCAUUAUUCUUUGGAAUAAAAGUGGUAUGUUUAAAACCUUUUAAAA